Messenger RNA from Fomitopsis serialis, 1182 nucleotides. RefSeq lists its product as uncharacterized. The transcript has 8 exons. NCBI's taxonomy places the organism in Eukaryota, Fungi, Basidiomycota, Agaricomycetes, Polyporales, Fomitopsidaceae. The record is from RefSeq and is a predicted model, not a curated record. Bases 1 to 1182 code for a protein of 393 amino acids.
AUGCCCAUUCACGAAGCCACUGUUCGUCCUGAUGGCGGCGUCCUUAUCCCGGGGUUUCUGAUCGUCAAACUUCUUCCUGGUGAUGAGUAUGUUUUCCUCGUGUCAACAGGCAGCGCAGCGCACGAUCAGCCGAACGCCAUAACUCUUCCGCGCGUCGCGAAGGUUGUGACUAUAGAGAUCCUUGUCAUUCAUGUGGAACAAGCUUUCCUAGUCAUAGAGGGUGCAGCGCUUGUCGCUAUCCUUCUGUCGAAUGGCGAGCAACAACCCCUGGAUCGGGAAAGACCCGUACCUUCCGUUUCGAGAGGCAUCGACCCUGGCGAUGUGGGCGCUCUCAGCGACACCUCUCGCGCGCUACCAAGCUCCUCGAUCUCAAGCCGCUCAAACCCCGUUGACACGCGGGCCGAGAUCACCUACCGCGAGGAAUCGACCAGCUAUCUUAAGUUUGGUACCAAGGGCAUGAACGGCACAAUCGUCGAGGUUUGCCCGCGCAAGAAGGCCGAGGUGCAGGAGGUCGAGGGCCAUGAUUUUGAGGCUGAGGGCAACGCAUUCGAUCUCAUUGGUCGCCUCCCCAUCUUCGACCCUCUCUGCUUGGACACCAAGCAGAUGCUCGGCCAAGCACGUCAACGCCCUGUCCUCCGUCUCUCCUGGUCGCGAGGCGCAAGCCCACCCCCAAUCAACGACAAUGAGCGGGCGCUUUUCGAGGGCGGUUCUGUGUCCCGGACGCCGCUCCAUUGUGCUAAAAGCAAGGUCAAGGUCAAGUCGCCUGCGCUCGAAAUGUUCACGAAGACGGGGCAGAUGAGCAAUGAAGAGGUCGCAGAGGCCGUUUCACCGGGCGGGCACGUCACGAAGCGACGUGCGCAUUCCCGCCCGGUUGAACUGCUAGAGUCGGCGCAGGGCGCAGUUGUCCCUCGUCACCGUCUCGUCUUCCAACUCCCGCAAGAAAGACGGCUCGUCGGAGGCAUCGCUUCUGCGAUGCCCAGCCCCACGAAGAGACAGAAGCGCAAGGCGCCUGCUUCCCCGCUGCAGAAGGAGUUCAGGCCACGCGAUUCUGGAAUCGAUCGCUACUCCAGUGACGAGGACUACGGCGGGUUCCGCUUGCAUGGCGGCGAUCCGUUUUUACCGUCGAUGCCCCGUGGUUCAACCUCCCUCAGCACUGUCAACUCAUCGGAGAGCGAUGACUAG